GAGAGGAGGGAGCCAUGAUAUCUACACCACUGACAUCUGUUCCUCUUAGGCACUGCCUGGGGCACUGUGAGGUCUAAAGGCUCCCCCCACUGGGGAGUGGCUGAUGAGGCCAGGUAGCCCCCUUCUAGGGACAAUGGAGUGUCACAGGAGAUGGAGCUGCUUGUCUUCAGCCUGGCUUCUCUUUCUUGGAGUAUUUGUUUUCAGACAGACAUGGGCAGUCCACCACAGGCAUAUGGGACAGUUGACUGGAGUUGGCACAGCCCACUCUCUCUUGGAACUAAGUGCAAUUAGCUUAUUAGAUGACGUUGAAGUGAUAUCUUACAACAAAGCACACAAGCAAAUUGAUUUAAAGAUACCCUGGAUCUCUAAAGCACUGGGAGUUAAGUAUCUUACAGAGCUGCAUGAUUUAUUGGUGAAGCAAGAGCAAUAUUUCAGAUGGACUAUCGAAAUCGUAGAACGGAAUGACACAAGCCAUAAUAGAAACCACACAGCCCAGCUCCUGGCAGAAUGUGAAAUAGAUAAUAACAUCACAGUAAAGAGUCACAUGCAUUUAAUUUGGGAUGGGGAGGAAUGUUUCAGAAUAGAUGAAGAGUCUGGGCACUGGGAGAACAUAAAUCCUGAAUUCAAGGAAUACCAACAGACUCUGGAGAGACCAUUCUGGACUUCUCUAAGGAAACAAUAUAUGAAGCUCUAUUGUGUUGACGGGAUCAGGAAAAUAAUCGGGUACUCAAGCAUAAGGGAUAAUGUGGUCCCCGAGGUGGCUGUAUCUCAACAUGUCAGCCCAGAAGGCAGCAUCAUUCUCUCCUGCAUUGCCUCAGGUUUCUACCCUCGCUCCAUCCUGAUGCGCUGGGAAAAGUAUGGGAAGUUGGGGAUUUGGGGAAAUGAGAGUUCCAGUGGUACCCUGCCCAAUAUGGAUUCCACCUUCUACCUCAAAGUUACCUUGGAGCUCCCACCAGAGGACUCAGGUGCAGGUUAUACCUGUGUGGUAGAACACAGUGAGCUGAAGAGUCCUGCUAUAUAUUCAGUCCCUAGAAAGCCCACUAUGAACAAGUCUUGGAUUCUUGCACUGGGUAUUACGUUGGCUGUCAUCGUUCUGCUGAGCUGUGCUGGUGCCUUUAUCAUAUGGAAGAAGAAGACAGGUUCAACAGGUCAGCUGGAAAGAGCUUUUCCUUCUACUCCUCCUGCUCCUUCCUCCUUACCAUAA
Molecule: messenger RNA, 1204 nt
Organism: Monodelphis domestica (gray short-tailed opossum)
Lineage: Eukaryota; Metazoa; Chordata; Mammalia; Didelphimorphia; Didelphidae
Product: class I histocompatibility antigen, F10 alpha chain
Biological process (GO): immune response
Cellular component (GO): external side of plasma membrane
Source: RefSeq, a predicted model, not a curated record